GCCGCUGUCGGACCCUGCGCGGUGUCGGAUCCCCUAAUUGUUGCUCCAGGUCCUUUCAGGUCUGUGUGUCUGUUGUUCUCAGCUCUCGGCUAGGCUAGAAAAGGAGGAGGAACCUGUCCAGAAUUCCAGCAGGUCUGCGUGUCUGUUCCCCGCAUUUACAAGACUAGAAAAGGAGAAUGAACCUGUCCAGAAUCCCUGCAGGACGGGGAAAGGAGGGGACAUCUCAACAUGGAAAAACUGUUCAAUGAAAAUGAAGGAAAGCUGGAAAAUGAGGGAAAGCCAGAAGAUGAAGUAGAUACAGAAGAUGAAGGAAAGUCAGAUGAGGAAGAAGAAAAGCCAAAAGUGAAGAGGAAGCCAGAACACAAGGGAAAGCUCCAGGAUGAGGGACAUGAUGAAAGGACACAAGAAAAGCAGGGCAAGUCUGAAGAUGAGGGAAAAGCACGCGGCGGGGGAAAGCCAGAACCCCAGGCAAAGCCAGAGAGCAAGCCGCGGGCUGCUGAAAAGCGCCAAGCUGAAGAUUAUGUGCCCCAGAAAGCAAAGCAAAAAACAGACAGGGGGACAGAUGAUUCCCCCAAGGACUAUCAGGAGGACUUACAGGAAAGGCAUUUGAGCAGUGAGGAGAUGAUGAGAGAGUGCGGAGAUGUGUCAAGGGCUCAGGAAGAGCUAAGGAAAAAACAGAAAAUAGGUGGUUUUCAUUGGAUGCAGAGGGUACAGGAUCCAUUUGCCCCAAAGGGCCAAUGGGGUAUCAGGGGAGUAAAGGGCAGAGGUAGGGGCCAAAGGGGCUUACAUGAUAUCCCCUAUCUUUAAUGCCCUUGGACAUCAAUUCUAAUGUCUCUAAUGAGAAUAUUGUGGACCCUGCUUUCCCUGUUAGGCGUUUGCCAGGCCGUGUGCUUUAACCUUAAGUUGAUAACUUUGCUUUAGAUGUCUCCUUACCAGCAGCCUUUGAUCCAACUACAGUGGUCUCUGUUUCAGUAGGGGAUUUUCACCCACGUGCAUGGAAGAGAUGUUCAUGGUACUUUGUAAUACAAUGAAACAGUUUUCAGGACUGCAUAUACAGUAUCAGCCCAUUUAUGCAAAAAUAUUAAUGUGUGCAUAACGCAUUUAUGUGUAGAAAAAACUCUGAAAGUAUGUACAGUAAAAAAGUAGAAGUGAUGGUUUUUCCUGCAUGGUAACCAAAAGUAGAUCUUGCCUGUACUCAGAAAUGAGUCCAAUCACCUGAUGUGAGGUACCCCCAUGCCAUUCCUUUGCAGGCAUGCCCAUCCCCAUGUCAUCCCCUAAUUGUAACCAUGGCAGUGGGCACCAAUGUCCCUUCUGGGUCCUGUGCCAUUCUGUGGAUCCAUGUGUGAUUCUUUUUCAACUUUGCUCACUAAUCUCCACUUUUUCCUAAAGGAUAUAGAUUGUUAUAAUAAAAAAGAAAUCCAGAAAUCA
This is a messenger RNA of Pteropus alecto (black flying fox), 1428 nucleotides long. RefSeq names its product transcription elongation factor A protein-like 3. NCBI's taxonomy places the organism in Eukaryota, Metazoa, Chordata, Mammalia, Chiroptera, Pteropodidae. The record is from RefSeq and is a predicted model, not a curated record.